AUGGAUGCAGCUGUGCGCUUCAAAACGAUAUCGAUCAACAUGCUCACCAUGGUCUGGGCUGGAACCCCCAUGUUCCUCGUGCUUCUAAGGUAUAUCCCGACCUGGCGGUACAGCUUCGUGCUGUUCGGACUCAUCUGGCUGGGCACCCUCCCCUUCGCCUACUUCUGCUUCCUCGAGAGUCCCCGCUUCCUCCUCAGCAAGAAGUGCUACAGCCAGGUUCGCGAGAUCUUCGAGAAGAUUUCCAUCACCAACAAACGACCGCCCUACAAGUACAAGCUGAUGGAGGAAAUGGACGUGGAGAAUGAGGAGUUUUUGAAGUUCAAGGGGGACGACGAGAGGGAAAACUCGAAGGGCAGCGACUGGCUGGGCAUUAAGCAAUACAACUAUCUCGACCUGUUCAGGUACGGUUCGGUGAAGAAGGCCACCUUCUUCCUCAUGUACUUGUGGAUGUUUCGCUUCUUCAUGUACUUCGCCUUGAACCUCGCCCUAGAGUCUGUGCUGCAGUCCGGCUCCAUCCUCACCAUCGCCAUCUCCACCUCAUCCUUCUUCGAGGUGAUCGGCACUUUCGGCAUCCUCAUCCUCACCUUCAUGUUCAAGAAGAAGUACACGCUGCUCGAGAUCAUCAAGGGGUGCACGAUGAUGCUGUCCAUCCUGUGCGGCGGUCUGUGGCUGAUCGAAAUCAACAACGAGUGCAAGGUCUUCGAGGAGUACUCUGGCUUCUGCUUGGAGAUAGUGCUGAUGAUCCUGCUGGUGAGCUUGAUCAAGUUCACCAACUCCAUCUUCUUCUCAGCUCUAAUCCCCUACUCCUCAUAA
Messenger RNA from Nymphaea colorata (pocket water lily), 813 nucleotides. RefSeq lists its product as uncharacterized. The record is from RefSeq and is a predicted model, not a curated record. The transcript has a single exon. The coding region runs from base 1 to 813 and encodes 270 amino acids. Lineage: Eukaryota; Viridiplantae; Streptophyta; Magnoliopsida; Nymphaeales; Nymphaeaceae.